Closterium sp. Naga37s-1 is the source of this 826-nucleotide messenger RNA. The record is from the annotation of a GenBank genome assembly. NCBI's taxonomy places the organism in Eukaryota, Viridiplantae, Streptophyta, Zygnematophyceae, Desmidiales, Closteriaceae.
AUGUCGCAGCUGUCCGUAGUGCUAGCGACAGCGGGUUACGACCACACGAUCCGGUUUUGGGAAGCCACGUCGGGUCAAUGCUACCGCACGAUUCAGUACGCCGAAUCACAGGUGAACCGCAUGGAGAUCAUGCCGGAUAAGAGGUUCCUGGCUGCUGCAGGCAACCCGCACAUCCGCCUCUUCCAAAUCGACUCCAACCAGCCACAGCCGGUGAUGAGCUACGACGGCCACACCAACAAUGUGACAGCGGUGGGGUUUCAGUGCGACGGCAGGUGGAUGUAUUCGGGCUCAGAGGACGGCACCGUCAAGAUCUGGGACCUCAGAGCGCCGCCCUUGUACCAGAGGGACUACGAGAGCCGCGCAGCGGUGAACACGGUGGUGCUGCACCCCAACCAGACGGAGCUCAUCUCGGGCGACCAGAACGGCAACAUCCGCGUGUGGGACCUCACUGCCAACGCGUGCAGCUGCGAACUGGUGCCUGAGGUGGACACUGCGAUAAGGUCCGUGGCAGUGAUGUGGGACGGCAGCAUGGUCGUGGCAGCCAACAACAAGGGCACCUGCUUUGUCUGGCGCCUCACCUCAGGCUCUCAGACGGCAGCGAGCUUUGAGCCGCUGCACAAGCUGCAGGCGCACAACAGCUACGUGCUCAAGUGCCUGCUCUCGCCCGAAUUCUCCGACCCCAACAGAUACCUCGCUACAGCAUCAGCAGAUGGCACAGUGAAGAUAUGGAAUGCAGAUGGGUUUACCUUGGAGAGAACACUCACAGGCCAUGCCAGAUGGGUGUGGGACUGUGUGUUUUCCAUUGAUGGGGCCUACCUCGUCUCAG